AUGGCGAUGAUAGGUUCUCAUUCUGGCGAGAAUGAGGAUGAUCCAUCUAUGAUGGAUGUCUAUUCACAUGAGGAUGACUUCUCCCCGCAUGAGGCCUCCCCCGCAGAUCCCAAAUCACAGUCCUUGCCGAUGCAAAAGAGGCGCCGAGUUGGUCGCGCCUGUGAUGAAUGCCGUAGAAAGAAGAUCAAGUGUGACGGGAAACAACCCUGUACGCACUGUACGGUCUAUAGUUAUGAAUGCACGUAUGAUCAGCCUUCCAAUCGACGUCGCAACCCGGCCCCGCAGUAUGUCGAAGCCCUCGAGGCCCGUAUGCACAAGGCAGAAGCCCUUCUCCGAUCUAUACUCCCCGAUAUCAACCUCGAUGACCCACAGCUGGACUUAAAAGCCACAGAGAAGAGCCUUGUCGCCGCACAUAAGGCGAAACAGGCGCCGACCGGGCCAUCUGCGCCCGAGGCGCCCGCGGCGCCCGCGGCGCCCAAACCUUCCGCAGGGCAGGUCGAGCCGACCCCUGAGGGUGGGGAAGAACCGUUGCUCGAGACCAUGGUCGAUAAUUCUGGCUGUCUAGACCGCGAUGACCAAGGUCACUGGGACUACCAUGGUCAUACGUCGGGUAUCAUCUUUGCCCGCCGUCUGCGCAAACAACUAGGCGCCACCGAUGCGUCCAUUACACGAGCGUAUGGUCUUUCACCGGUCCUGGAGAGCCCUAAAUCGGUGUCGGAUUCCCCACAAGAUUUAUCAAUGCCCUCGACGCAUGAUCUGCCAUCCCGGAUUGUCGCGCGACGCUUGUGUCACAAUGCGCUAGAUGAUGCGUGCAGCCUGAUGCGUUUCGUGCACGAGCCAACUUUCUUCGCCAGUCUUGAGCGCAUUUACGAUAAAUCACCUGAUCAAUAUACCAACGAAGAGAACACCUUCCUGCCGCUUCUAUUUAUUGUCAUGGCGGUGGGAUGCUUGUUCUCGGAUGAUGGCGUGGGCACUCUCGAUGUAACUGGUUACGAGGGUGCCAUCGGCCAAGGAUUUCAAUUCUUCAAGGCUGGGCGGCAGCUCUUGGAAAUCACAGAUUGCCGAGAUCUGACCUCAUUACAAGCAAUUUGCUUCAUGGUUCUCUUCCUUCAAUCCUCUGCCAAGCUUAGUACGUGCUACUCCUUUGUAGGAAUCGCACUCCGCUCGGCACUGCGAUUGGGUCUGCACCGCAAUGUGGUAGCGGACUUCAAUCCGAUUGAGCGCGAGAUGCGUAAGCGCAUAUUCUGGGUGAUACGCAAAAUGGACGUCUAUGUCAGCACUCUACUGGGUCUUCCGCAAAUGCUGAGCGACGAUGAUAUUGACCAGGAGCAUCCCUUGGAAGUUGACGGAGAAUUCAUUUCCGCAGAAGGGAUCAUGCAGAUGCCCACUGACUACACCCCUAUAAUGGCUGGGUCAAAUGCGCAUACCCGCCUUUCUAACAUCAUUUUGAAAGUGGUCAAGUAUAUAUAUCCUGUGAAAAACGCCCGCUAUCGCUCCAAGUAUGAUCAACGCUACAUGGUCAGUCACUCCAAGAUCCGCGAAAUUGAGCGUGAUCUCCAAAAUUGGAUGGAGGAACUGCCUCCAGCCCUGCGCCCAGGUACAGAAGUGUCCCCACAACUCGAAAGAAUUCGUCAGUUGCUCCGUAUCAGCUAUGCGCAUGUUCAGAUGGUCAUGUACCGUCCAUUCUUACACUAUGUAUCUGGCGGGUCCCAAGCGCGUGGCGUCGACAAGCGCUCUUAUGCAUGUGCGGCAGCUUGCGUCAGCGUGUCCCGCAAUAUCGUUCACAUUACAACCGGGAUGCACAAGAGGGGCCUUCUCAAUGGGUCGUUCUGGUUCACCAUGUAUACGACUUACUUUGCCAUCCUUUCCCUGAUCUUCUUCGUGGUUGAGAAUCCUGAUUCUCCUACGGCCAAGGAUGGCGUUCUCAAGGAUGCCAUGGAGGGCAAAACUACUCUGGCCGGAUUAGCCAAGAAGAGCAUGGCGGCAGACCGUUGCUCUCAGAGCUUGAUUUGCUUGUUCAAGACUUUGCCAGAGAUGUUGAAGAAUCGACAGACCUCCAAGACCCCGGUAAACCUGAAGCGACCAGCUCCAACUAGCAUCUCUGCGGAGCCUGAAUCUAUCAAGCUUUCAGAACAAGCCAAUUUACCUCAUCGCUCAAGUACAUUCCCCACCCAGAUGAUGCAACAGUCCCCAAUGAUCAGUCCUUCGAAUCGUCGACAAAAGAGCCUGGACAAUCCCCCGGCCAUGAACAACCGCCCCUCUGAUAAUGGCACCCAGUCGGCCUGGAUGGCCUCGACACCUGAGCUGUUGACAGAAAGCAUGCUCACCCCGGAACCCAUGGUUACUAGCUCUUUGAACGCUUCACUUGCCAACCAAGAGCCUUCGAGCUUGGCGUGGUCCCAGCAAUUUACCAAUCCAACAAACCUCCCAGAUCUCAUGCCCAUUAUGUUCCCAACGGACGAUCCCUUCGCGUAUCCCACUCAACCCAUGUCCACCCUGGAAGACGAUCAUUUCCGACACGACCGACCUGGCUUAGGCUCCACCCAAUUCCCAUUUGAUUCAACCCCAAUGGUGCAUUCACCAAGCGACCCGAGUGUUACCACUCCCAGUUUUGACUUUACAAACCUUCCCGGCUAUGGGGCAGCCUCAGUCAAGUCAUCUGUGCCGAAUCGACUUCAGGCUGCACCACAACUGAACUCGCCCCGUGUCCACUCCCCAAUCUCUCAAAGCCAUACACCCAGCGAAGCUCUAAGUAGCCCCGACCUGGUUUCCAUCCCAAAUCAGAACUUUGUUUGGCAAGGUUAUAACUUCCAGCCAACAAACGGGGAUCAGCCGAUGCAGCAAGAGCCGCUUCCCAAUGGACUGCCGGACUUCAACAUGGGUCUUGAUGAGAAUAAUAUGGGCAUGAACAUGGAUCUGGGUAUCUCAUUCGACGACUUGUUUGGGAACAACACCGGCCGCCCUGGUAAGGGCACAUCCAGCGAUGAGUGGACACAGUGGAUGAAUUCUGGGGUAUAG
Molecule: messenger RNA, 3018 nt
Organism: Penicillium odoratum
Lineage: Eukaryota; Fungi; Ascomycota; Eurotiomycetes; Eurotiales; Aspergillaceae
Product: putative C6 transcription factor (Mut3)
Exons: 5
Coding region: 1-3018 (1005 amino acids)
Biological process (GO): DNA-templated transcription; positive regulation of transcription by RNA polymerase II
Cellular component (GO): nucleus
Molecular function (GO): DNA-binding transcription factor activity, RNA polymerase II-specific; zinc ion binding; sequence-specific DNA binding
Source: RefSeq, a predicted model, not a curated record